Messenger RNA from Oncorhynchus keta (chum salmon), 6011 nucleotides. RefSeq names its product growth/differentiation factor 6-A-like. Bases 130 to 1434 code for a protein of 434 amino acids. The transcript is spliced from 3 exons. Lineage: Eukaryota; Metazoa; Chordata; Actinopteri; Salmoniformes; Salmonidae. Gene Ontology annotation, biological process: SMAD protein signal transduction; BMP signaling pathway. The record is from RefSeq and is a predicted model, not a curated record. Gene Ontology annotation, molecular function: cytokine activity; growth factor activity. Gene Ontology annotation, cellular component: extracellular region.
AGAGAAGACAAUGUAGCCACUCAGUGUCAGCCAAAUCCAUGAUAUUAACACAAUCUAAAGAGCAAAGGGGAGUUUCCAAAGUAAUCAAACCCGUCCAACUUUCUCAUUUACAGCUAUAGACCACUGAAAAUGGAUCCUAUUAGGGCUGCUGCUCCUUUGCUAUGGUUUUCCCUGUGCUUUGGGAAUAUUCUGGAGGCAGCGGUACUUGGAUCAUUGCAGUACCCCUCUAGCGCAGAUGAUAACGGGCUUGUUUCACAUCUGGUUGAGCAGAAUCGGAGAAAGCCGAUCGCGGUGUCCAGGAAAGACCCCCCGAUAAAUGAUACUAUCGUCCCCCAUGACUAUAUGGUAUCGCUAUACAGGACACUCUCUGAAAUAGAGAGAAGAGGUCUUAACAGCAGUGUUCCUCGCUCCGCAAGACAUGCCAACACCGUGACCAGUUUCGUGGAUCAAGGAAAAGAUCCCUCCUCCUGGGGAAGUGGCCAGCGCUAUCUCUUCGACCUCUCCAGUCUGUCCAGGACAGAUGAGAUCGUGGAGGCAGAACUGAGGAUCCUGAGAAAGCCACCGCUGGAUCGCCUCCCUAUGCUGACGUGGGGCAGGAACCUUUAUCGCCUCCUCCUCUACACAUGUUCCUCUAAUGGGAACUCUGGGAGACAGCUGCUGGACUCCAGGACAGUCGACGUUCUGGACCGCGAGCCUCCCAAAUGGGAUGUAUUUGACGUGUGGGCCAGCGUGAAGGCUCGGCGGAGGAGCCACAGGACAGCAACGGGCAAUGACCUCCUCGUGGCCUGCUUUGACCUGCUGGUUGUUUCGGAGUUGACCAAAGAGGCAGCCAACCCUCUUACAGUAGGGCUGGGACGCCGGUCUCGGCAGCCCCAGGAGAGGGCCUUGCUGGUGGCUUUUUCUCGCACCCGCAGGAAAGAGAACCUGUUCAAGGAGAUCAGGGAGCAGAUGAAGGCAGUGCGAAGAGACUUGGGUUUUCUGGACCCUUCGGACCUCUCUGGUGAUAUGAUUGGUCACCUACCCAGGCAACGCCAACGCCGAACUGCCCUCACCGGCCAAUCUAUAGGCGGAGCUGGUGGGGGAGGAGGGGGAGGUGGUGGAGGCGGGGGGCGCAGGAAGACUCGCUGCAGUCGUAGGCCGCUCCAUGUCAACUUCAAGGAGUUGGGCUGGGACGACUGGAUCAUCGCACCGCUGGAUUACGAGGCGCACCACUGUGAGGGCGUGUGUGACUUUCCGCUGCGCUCACACCUGGAGCCAACGAAUCACGCCAUCAUUCAGACACUUAUGAACUCUAUGGACCCUGAAUCCAGCCCGCCCAGCUGCUGUGUCCCCUCCAAACUCAGCCCCAUCAGCAUCCUCUACAUUGACUCUGGCAACAAUGUGGUCUACAAGCAGUAUGAGGACAUGGUGGUGGAGAGCUGUGGCUGCAGGUAGCAUAGCAACAGAGAGGGGUGGUGGUGCUAGUCUUGCGUGGCGCUAGUCUCGUCAUUCUGGAAUUUUGGACUGGGGCUUGCAAAGAGCGGAGUUUGAAUGUUUUUUGGGAAAAUAUGUUGGUGGUUUAAAGCGCUUCUUAACACUCGCCUCCCCCUAUCUCUUCCCCCUAAACAGCUGUAUUUUGUGAUUUGUUGAAAAAAGUACAGACAAGUAUGCUCAUUACUGAUCUGCCUCUGCUUAAGGGGAACAUAAUCUUAUUUGCUGCUUAAUUUAUUAAAACAUGUCAUUGAGCUGCCAUUUUAUUUCAUGAGCUCUUUAGCAUUUUUUUUACUCAUAACAUGCUCUGGCUCUCUCUCGUCUCUCUCUCUCUGUCCCCAUGGCUCUGCAUGUUGUUCGAUGCUGUCAACUUCAGUAAAUGUCUGCUGUGCUUCUGACUUUGGUUCUAGAACACUGCUUUAGUAGUGUAUAAAACAUCAGCCCUAGCUUUGAAUUUACUGAGCAGCAGACAGAAUUUGUUGGAAUGAAUAAAAUAAGCCCAGAUUUAUAGUGUUAUGAUAACAGUGUUAGAGUACAUUUGUGUGCCUAUAUGGAAAACUCAAAAUAACAUUAAGUCAAUUAUUACAUCUCACAAGAUAUCUGUCCAAUAAACUGCUCCCAUUGUGCUUUCUCUCACCAAAAAACAACAUUUCAAAUGUAUGGGAGGACACAAUCAAAAAGGACUUUUGUAUAUUGCAGUUUGCAAAUGCAGCACAUAGCCUACACACGUCUUACUUCAGACACUACCGUCAUCUCUUGGGCAUGGUUAAAAUAGAGUUUUUUAGAUAAAUGCUGCGCUUGGUGUUGUGAGCAAUCUGGAUAUUAUUAUUAAUUUUUUGAGCAGGACAGAGAACAUCACCCAUUUUCUGGAGUUAUCAAAUCAAAUUUAUUUAUAUAGCCCUUCUUACAUCAGCUGAUAUCUCAAAGUGCUGUACAGAAACCCAGUCUAAAACCACAAACAGCAAGCAAUGCAGGUGAAAUAACAUUUGAUUUGAUUUGCUGUAGAAGCACGGUGGCUAGGAAGAAACCUAGAGAGGAACCAGGCUAUGAGGGGUGGCCAGUCCUCUUCUGGCUGUGCCGGGUGGAGAUUAUAACAGAACAUGGCAAAGAUGUUCAAAUGUUCAUAGAUGACCAGCAGGGUCAAAUAAUAAUUAUCACAGUGGUUGUAGAGGGUGCAACAGGUCAGCACCUCAGGAGUAAAUGUCAGUUGGCUUUUCAUAGCUGGUCAUUGAGAGUCUCUCUACCGCUCCUGCUGUCUCUUGAGAGUUGAAACAGCUAACAGAUAAGCUAACAGUUAUCUGCUGUAGGAAACCUCUGUCUAUCAGCCGAAGGAACAGUGAUCUUUAGUUAGGGGUAUGGUAAGGGUCCCAUUUACACAGCUAACUUCCAUCAGUAGCUGUGUCACCAUGCAUUUGCUUAUAUGCAUUCUACGUCAUUACAUAGAUCAUUACUAUGCAAAGAUCCGAGGUAUAUGAUAUGGAAUAUUUAACAGGCAAUAUGGAGAAUUUGAAAUAUAUUUUUAUGGCACGAAGACUGAUUUAUUAUUUCUUGCAACUGAGAAAAGUUAGAUUUUUUUCAGGAUCCCAUGAUCACUUGAGAUUGAAAUUGCGAUUCAACUCCCUGUAAACUGCACAGAAAAAAAUGGCUAUAAUGUCCAUAGAAAUUCCUUGUUAGUCAGUGAAAUGGAAUAUUGAAAUUCACUUUUUCGCACUCCGGGUACUGAAUUAUAAGAAUGAUAAGAUCACAUGAUUUUGCAAAAUAAUAUUGAUGAAACAAACGUGUGUUGGUCUUUGGAUGUCAUUUUCACUUAUUGCGUUUUAUUUUACAGUUCACUCUACUUGCAUAUUAGCCUGGUGGUCCAGAUAUGUUUGUGCUUUAGCCAACUCUUCGCUGCCGUGUUUGUUCAUUGUCAUUCUAAACGUAGUUAUCACCGCAAGACGUAAAUUAACACCUGCUUUUCUAACGUGGUAAUUACGAGUAAACUCCCCACUGUAUUAUUUCACAAAUCCCAGAUGAAUCACAUUAACACAAGGUAAAUAAAUAUGCACAUUCAAGACAAAGGAAACAAAACUACUUGCAAUGAGUAAACUAGGCACAGGUCAUAUGUGAUGUCCCCAAGAGAGAAGAACUCUUGCGCAGAUGUUUCAUAGUAUUGGUAAAAGCCUUUUGCUCUAAACUCUCGUGAACACUUUGGUUGCAACGCUGUUUGUGGUAACGUCAUAUCACUGAGUCUCAGUUUAAAUUGAAUUAUAUUUCCUGUCAUUCCAAGUUAAACUCAAUUUCUUGAAUUGAAUUUGAGAUUAGCGAACCCUUCUGCGUGACCCUAGGCUGGUGUAUUGAGAUAUAUAGAUUAUUUUCUUGAAGUAGAUAUAUUUCCAUCUUUUUGCACAAACGGCAAAUAGGUGAUACUUUGUACUAAUAUCAUAUUUGAGCGUUUGCUGCUUUUGUUUGAAAUGAUGUUUGUUAAAAUAUUUAAUUUACUUUCUAACCAAAAUCCAAAGCAGCUUUCUUGCAUUUUGUUCUACAUUUUUUCAUCCAAACCAGAGAUUGUUUAUUUUUUACGGUUUUCUUUCACGAUUAUGUUCAACCGAUUUGGUUCUUUGUGAAUUAAACAAAAUCCAUCUAAAAUGACUAUACUGGCAUUUUGAACUAAGGACUAUGCUCAAAAACAAACCGACCCCAAGAAAAUCUCUGCUUGUGGUUUAUUUUCAAACAGCAGAGGAAAUUCAGUGGCAGAAUCUCCAGGAGGCAGAUAAUACAGCUCCCCCAACAUAAUUGAUAUCACCUAACAGACAUUGAACAAUAGCAAAGUUCCCAUCAAUUUGCCAUGAUUUCUAUAAAUGUUUAAUACAAUUUAAACAUUAGUCAAAUAAAAAGGGGGCGUAAUGAUAUAACUUCCUGUAAACUCCUCUAUUGUACACAUUUUCUAAGAAAAGUGGUCACUAUUUUCGCUGAUAGUCCUGUUGGAUAGUCACAGUUCACAUUUUCAAAAAAAACUGACUCUCCUUUUUGAAGAUAGCAGAAUGUCACUGCAGUUGAAACUCAGUGGAAAACAGUUACCAUAGAAGAUUCUUGAUUAAAAAUGACAUAAAUAUGGCAAAGGAUAAUUAAACAAAAGUGUCAGGCAGAAAAGAAAUCCCCAAAGCUAAUGUAGUCCAGAGAGUAGCUCCUCUAGUAUGCAGUGCCUUGAUAUCAGAAACAUUUCUAUGUGUCUGCUUUGCUUGUAUCCGUGUCCUAUUACAACUACUUUGUACAAUUGCUUUUGUCUGUUUCUUUGUGAAUCAUCAUGCCAAACACAUUUUCAUAAAAAUGUCAGGACAAGGCAGUGAUUGGAUUGUUCCAUACUUCAUUGCAUGUUUACUUCACCAAGCUUGUCUUAGCACGUCCAUUGUCUUGAAAUAGUAUUCACACCCUGCACAACUGUCACAUAUAGUUGCACAUUUUGUGACUUUGAGUAAACUUUAAUCUGCUUGAAAAUCUGUGGCUGUAAAUCAAUGAUCACCAUUCAACUUGACAAAGAUUGAGCAAUUUUGCCAUGAACAAAUGACACAUGUUGGGAUGUGCUUUGAGUGUGUGGAGUGUUGUGGAAAUCUUUGGGGGAAAAUCCCUCAAAAUCCCAGACUCUAAGCCUAAGGAAAAAAAAGGUAAAAGCUGUGCAAUGGUUAGGGUGGAGGUUGUUUUUGAGACUCAUGGAUGCUUCAUCAGUACAACAUGUUGCUGUGAAUGUAUGACUGCAUUCUGUCUCGAGAUCUGCAUGCUUAAUUCUAAUUUAACCAUAUUAUCAGUUGCAGCUUGAUCUAGCAAUGUUAAAGUUAGUAUCUGUUAACACUGACAUCUUUUCUUUGUAAGCACAUUUAUUCAUUAUUGAAGUGAGAUUCUGAUAUGAAAUGCCCAGUACUUAACGUCUAUGCAAUGUGUAUUUCCCCAUCAUUUUGCUCCUAUCUAUUCAAAUAUGCAGUCUUCCCCAUCAUUUUGCUCCUAUCUAUUCAAAUAUGCAGUCUUCCCCAUCAUUUUGCUCCUAUCUAUUCAAAUAUGCAGUCUUCCCCAUCAUUUUGCUCCUAUCUAUUCAAAUAUGCAGUCUUCCCCAUCAUUUUGCUCCUAAAUUCAAAAAAAGGUAGCCUUUCCCUUUCUUUCCCCUCCUUUCCACAUUUAUGAUUUGGAUUUUUUUGAACAAGAGAGCAUUUGCUUUCUGGCAAAAACCCAUAUGAAGUUCACAAAUUGUAUGAAAGACAUGUAUGAGGAUUAUAGUACAAGUAAAAGCUAUUUUGUUGAGAAGGUAAAUGUUUGAGAUUUAACCGUUAGACGGCCAUUAGUUCUACAUGUGUUCAUGUAAAGUGCACUGUGUGUAUGUAUGUAUUCUCUGGGUUAUAAAGGUCUGUAAAUAAUGUCAUUGUAAAUUAACUGUAAACAGCUCUUUUCUCUUUUGGAAAUAUCUUAUAGUAGUAUAUAUUUGAAAAAUAAUAUGUAAGCACACUUUAUCCUCAUUUUCUGUUCAUCUGUUUUUUUUGUACAGAUUAUUUGAUUAAAUGUUGUAUUGAUGA